Chara braunii is the source of this 2850-nucleotide messenger RNA. NCBI's taxonomy places the organism in Eukaryota, Viridiplantae, Streptophyta, Charophyceae, Charales, Characeae. The record is from the annotation of a GenBank genome assembly.
GGAACAAGAAAGGAAGAAAAGGAAAGAAGGUAGAACCACAAUUGUCCAUUGAGAUAAUGGAGGAGAAUGUUAGGCAACCAGAAAGCACACUGAGAGAAGAAAGAAGAAAGAUUGAGGAAUUCCGAAAACUACAAGAAGUGCAAGAAGAAAAAUAAAGAAUCAUGGAUGAAUUAAGGCAAAGAUUUCAUUAUGAGGAAGCAGGCAGUGAGCUUGCAUCCAUCCUUCAAUCUAUUGUGAUCUACCUCGUUUCCCUUGAAAAGAAGAUUGACCGUAACACUGCUUCGUUAGAGACAGUGACCACACUCCUAAAGGGAAAGGAUAAGGUAGGACCUCAGGAGGAGACGGAGGGGGAGGUAGUGAAGAAGGAACCCCAUGACAAGUUAGUGAAAAACGUCAUGAAGAGAGUCACGUCGGAAAAGUUUGAUAGUUCUAAGAAAGAACCUGAGAGACCGGCUGAAAAGGAGGAACCCACCAAAAAGGAAGAACCGGUCAAAGAGGCAGAGAAGCCGAAAAAGAAAGAAAAAGUCAAGAUGAAAUUGUCGUUCAUGUACAACAACAAAAAAGACGAGAAUCUGUUGUUGUGGAUUGGGGAAAUACAGACUUACUGCGGAACCGCGCCCGUUGAGCCGGAAAGUCAGGUCGCUUUCUCCACAUCUUGUCUCGGAGGAGUGGUCAAGGAAUGGGUGCUGGCCGAAGCCAAUGCCGUCGGUUUUGAGGAUAUCGAGGAAGACUCUUUUCCCGCCCAUCGUCUAGAGCACCCUAAUAUUGUUCUUUGCUCUGUCUCACUGGACGAUUCCAUUGACGAGCUCGACAAUGAACUUAUAGCACUACGAAGUUCGUGGGCGAAGAAAGCCAAGUCUAAGGGUGAACUGAUGAUCACGGAUAUUGAGGUUACGCACACGCGAGCAGGUGCUUUGUUAGAUCCAGGAUCGACGCGGUCUUAUAUCUCAGAGAAGGCAAUUCGAAAAUUGCAUUUGGGAAUGAAGGUGAAAUACUUACCUCGACCUAUCAUGUUUGUGCCGGCUGACAAAAGCACGAUCACUGUCUCUCAAUACGUCGAUCGUGUUAAAUGUUAUUUCAGGAUCAAGGAAGGUAAGAAGAUUUUACAUGAGGUAUCCUUCCUAGUAGAAAAGAACCUACCGUUUGAUAUGAUUUUGGGAAUGGAUUGGCACGAGGAAGCCGACCCAGAGUUACCCAACCUUUCGUUCGAUGAUAGUAAAGAAGAAGUUGGAUCGAAAGGUGAUGAUGGUGCUUGUCAAGAGAGUCGGGGACAGACUUAUGUACCGACUCAUGUCCAAUAUGCUUGGAUGUGCCAAAGGAAGGAGAUGUACUACGCCGGCUUCCAUGUCUGCAUUUCUUUCACAAAGAGUGUAUCGACGAAUGGCUAGGUCGUCAACCUCUUUGUCCAGUUUGCAAAGUCCACAUUGGAAGCCACUAAGGUGUAUCUCUCCUGUCCUCUGGACCUUUGAGUACAGGGAAGCAGAACAUGAGAGAGAGAGAGAGAGAGAGAGAGAGAGAGAGAGAGAGAGAGAGGAACAUUCCACCCAUCUAGGAUGGAUCAGGAGCUAUCGUCCUCGGCAGACCUGUGAGGUCAAGGGCUUCCUAGGCAGUGUGCAGGUGUCAUAUGCCAAUUAUGCGGGGAAUGCUGGCUAUUUAACAUGCCAUGAUGUCUCCAUGGGAAGCAACUGUUAUAAAAGUGUUGUAAUCGCAUCAUGCGGAGCUGUUGCUAGGGGGCAAGGGGCACAGGAGGGGGGGGGGGGGGGGGGGGGGGGGGGCAUCUCCCUCGAGAGAGAGAGAGAGAGAGAGAGAGAGAGAGAGAGAGAGAGAGAGAGAGAGAGAGAGAGAGAGAGAGAGAGAGAGAGAGGAUGACUCCCAUCUGUGAUAUAUCAGGAGCUAUUGUCCUCAGCAGCCCUGUGAGGUCAGGGCUUCCAGAGCAGUGUGCACAUGUCAUUUGCCAAGUGUGGGGGGCGGAGGGGCAGGGAACACACACACACACACACACACACACACACACACACACACACACAUAACACACACACACACACACACAUACACACACAGAGAGAGAGAGAGAGAGAGAGAGAGAGAGAGAGAGAGAGAGAGCUUUAGGAUGACUCCUCCGAUCUGUGAUGUAUCAGGAGCUAUUGUCCUCAGCAGCCCUAUGAGGUCAGGGCUUCCCGAACAGCGUGCAGAUGUCAUCUGCCAAUGAUACCGUUAAUGCCAGUUAGUUACAUGUCAGGAUGUCUUCGAAAGCAAGUGUAAUACCAGUGUAAUCGCAUCAUCCUGAGCUUUUGCCACGUCGUUACGAAUGGAGCAUGGGGAUGGGAAGGAGAAGCUAAUGGUUGGUGGAAAUAUAAGCCCGAAAGAUGGCAGUAUGGGGCUGGGAGAAAGGAGGGGAAACGGGCGGCAUGCUCCAGUGGCUGUUAAUCAGGAAGAUUGGUGGCUAACUUUCGACUUCACACAAGAGGGCAUUGGUUGUAUCAAGGGGGGGAAGCGGUAAUCUCAAUUGUGUGAGAGCUGCUGUCCUCCUUUUAUUUGUUCUUUUUUUUUCCAUUUUGUCUUGUCUUGUACCGACCUUUCGUUGUCCAGAAAUACUACAGAAUGGUGUUUGGAUAUGCUUUUGUGAAACCAUGAGAAACUCAUGCAAUCGGUUGCUUCAGCUCGUAUGCAACAUAUAGCUGUUUUGUUUGUGUGAAUGAAGACUGGUAUGGUUUACCUUGGCAUAACAAUCAUCAUCAGGUCAUGCGAAGGGGGACAAAGGUAGUGUGGCGGUCGAGAUUGUGUCUUGUCCAGCUAUCAUUGCGCAGUCCAGGAAGAUGGAAAUGAUACAUUGUCAUUGUAUGCACUAGA